Batrachochytrium dendrobatidis JAM81 is the source of this 1278-nucleotide messenger RNA. RefSeq lists its product as uncharacterized. The annotation marks the transcript as partial. The transcript is spliced from 2 exons. Lineage: Eukaryota; Fungi; Chytridiomycota; Chytridiomycetes; Rhizophydiales. Gene Ontology annotation, molecular function: metalloendopeptidase activity; zinc ion binding. The record is from RefSeq and is a predicted model, not a curated record.
CUGUAUAAAACCAAGGAUUCCAUCAAGUGCGUAUGGGAGGUGAAUCUGGAAAUUGGCAUUUCUUGGGUUGUGGCAUACAUCGAUAAAACCAACGGACAGAUUAUAGGGUCCCAAGAUUGCUCGUCCUACUUUGUGAUUCCAUUAGGUGGCAUUGAUCCAGAUACUGUCCCACAAAUGCUUAUUUCAAAUCCCAUUGACAAGGAUUCUUCCCCACUUGGCUGGCAUGACGAUGGUCUCGGACAGGGACCAGUAUCUCAGUCUAAAGGCAACAAUGCAGUGGUUAAAGACAACAGAGCUUUGAAUGACGAUCCCAAUGUUGGAAUACUGACCGCUCCCGACUUUAAGUUUGAAUUUACAGCCGACUUUGCCACGCAAGAUCCGAGCCAGUACAUAUCCUCUUCUAUCACCAACAUAUUUUUCCUAGUCAACUUUUACCACGAUAUAAUGUUCAAAUAUGGAUUUGACGAGGUUUCUGGAAAUUUUCAAACAAGUAAUAUUGGCGACAAUGGAAAAUCUAACGAUGCUGUGGUUGCUAUGGUUCAGGAUGGUAGUGGUAAAAACAAUGCCAACUUUGCUACUCCUCCUGAUGGUGCAUCUGGGAUUAUGCGAAUGUUUACCUGGACUUCAAAGACUCCCAACCUUGACGGAUCCAUGGACAAUAGCGUUAUUAUUCACGAGCUUACUCACGGAUUAUCAACUCGAUUGACGGGUGGACCAGAUGACUCUAGUUGUCUUCAGCUGCAAGAAUCUAGCGGUAUGGGUGAGGGAUGGUCAGAUUUUUUGUCAUUGGCUCUCGAGGCAGUUGUGUCUGAUACACCCGAAACCGAGCUUCCUAUUGGCGGAUACUCGACUGGUAAUCGUAAAAAUGGCGUGCGAUCUGCUCCAUACACCACCAAUGUAAAUGUCAAUCGUAGAACAUAUGCUGACGCAGGUCGUACAAAUAGCGUUCAUAGUAUUGGCGAGUCUUGGGCCAUUGCACUUUGGGAGGCAUACUGGCUCAUGGUGCAAAAGCUUGGGUUUGAACCCAAUUUAAUGAACUCUGAAUCUGGCAAAGGCAAUACCGUAUUUUUAAAGCUUGUAGUUCAAGGAAUGAAGCUACAGCCCUGCAAUCCAACCAUGGUGAUUGCCCGCAAUGCCAUUAUUCUCGCUGACCAGCAACUGUUUGGAGGAGCCAAUUUUUGCGAAAUUCAAAAAGGAUUUGCCAAGCGAGGUUUAGGUGCAAAUGCUCAAUCUGGAGUAUUUGUCAACGACUUUACUGUAGAUCCAAAAUGCCAAUGA